Molecule: messenger RNA, 829 nt
Organism: Arabidopsis thaliana (thale cress)
Lineage: Eukaryota; Viridiplantae; Streptophyta; Magnoliopsida; Brassicales; Brassicaceae
Gene: KIN1
Product: stress-responsive protein (KIN1) / stress-induced protein (KIN1)
Exons: 3
Coding region: 276-476 (66 amino acids)
Source: RefSeq, marked reviewed
GGAUCAUACUCUCACACAGAAAGAGUCACAUUAUUAUAUCCUCUAAAAAACCAAACUAAAACGACACGUGAAGUCUUGAUCAGCCGAUAAAUAGCUACCGACAUAAGGCAAAACUGAUCGUACCAUCAAAUGUAAUCCACGUGGUUUUAGAUUACUCGUGGCACCACACUCCCUUUAGCCUAUAAAUAUAAACCAUUAAGCCCACAUCUCUUCUCAUCAUCACUAACCAAAACACACUUCAAAAACGAUUUUACAAGAAAUAAAUAUCUGAAAAAAUGUCAGAGACCAACAAGAAUGCCUUCCAAGCCGGUCAGACCGCUGGCAAAGCUGAGGAGAAGAGCAAUGUUCUGCUGGACAAGGCCAAGGAUGCUGCAGCUGGUGCUGGAGCUGGAGCACAACAGGCGGGAAAGAGUGUAUCGGAUGCGGCAGCGGGAGGUGUUAACUUCGUGAAGGACAAGACCGGCCUGAACAAGUAGCGAUUCGGGUCAAAUUUGGGAGUUAUAAUUUCCCUUUUCUAAUUAACUGUUGGGAUUUUCAAAUAAACGAUCUUUGAUCAAGAAUUGCAUUAUAUAUAUAUAAAUAUAUUGCAAAAUUAUUAGACGAGCCAAACUUAUAUUCAAAUAAUGUUUUAUCUAUUUUAAAAAAUAUUCUUUAUGCGAAAGAUCAAACUCCCCAAACGAUGUUAAAUGGAUCACGAUACAUAAGUCGAUCCGAAUUGUUGAAGUUUUCUAAAAAUGCAGUCCUUAUAAUUGUAUUAAACACACUAAAUCUUCCAAACACACAGAAGGAAAUCACUAUAAUUGUUAUAAUGGAUAUAGGAGAACUAACU